AUGCUCGCCUUCGCCAGACGUCGCCUCACAUCGGCACUCGCAUCCCGAAAGGUCGUCACUUAUGGCCUGCAGGGCGCGCGGAGGCAGCUCGACGCGGUGCGGCCAGUUCGACGACAGUUCAAUACCUUUUUGGCCUCGGGAUCGCUCCGACGACGAUACACGACGCCUUCUCCCGCGAUGUUAAGACUUAUGCACGUACGCGCCAUAUCAUACUCUUCAAUACCAAGAUUUGUCGCCCGUGCAUUCCGGGUGCCCAUCGCUGGUGCAACUAUCGGCGCAGGAGGGUUUGGGUAUGCCAACUACAAAUUUGAGGAGAUGAGAAAGACGACUGGAGCUUGGAUAAGCACUGCCCAAGAGACAGUCGGCGAUGCUUUCGAGACCGCUUCUGAGGGUAUCAACGCCGUCACUUCGCGUCUUUCCGCUCUCAAACUCCCCGAGAUCCCGACUGUCGAGGCCCCUCAAUUCCUCAAGACACUGUUUUCGGCGAAGGAGAAGGGGCAAGAAGAGGAGAGUAAGGAGGAAGACCAGGGCGAAUCCGAAGGCUCGAAUGGGCCGUCACCGAAGGAUGCCGCCGCGAUAGCUGCUCUUGUAGCUGCGACCAUGUCUUCACCUUCCGAUUCUAAAGACAAAUCCGACGAGCUGUCACCGGACUCACGACAGAAUGGUCUCAUGCAUCUCACACGCAAACUCAUCGAAAUUCGAAGUAUGCUUCUCAGCAUCGACCAGAGCGAUGCCCUCAAGCUGCCCAGUAUUGUCGUCAUUGGUAGUCAGAGCUCAGGCAAGAGUUCGGUGUUGGAGGCAAUUGUUGGCCAUGAAUUCCUUCCCAAAGGCAACAACAUGGUUACCCGACGGCCAAUUGAACUCACUCUCAUUCACACUCCAGCGAAGGACGGUAAAAGACCGGUGGAAUAUGGCGAGUUCCCUGGAUUGGGCAUGGGCAAAAUCACCAACUUCGCCGACAUCCAGCGAACCCUCACCGACCUCAACCUCGCCGUCCCCUCCUCCGAAUGCGUCUCAAACGACCCCAUUGACCUCCGGAUAUACUCUCCCAACGUACCCGACCUUACACUUAUUGACCUUCCUGGCUACGUCCAGAUCUCGUCCCUGGACCAGCCAGAGACUCUCAAGGAGAAGAUCGCGGGGCUCUGCGACAAGUACAUCCGGGAACCGAACAUCAUCCUGGCCGUUUGUGCCGCCGACGUCGAUUUGGCGAACUCGCCUGCACUACGGGCCAGCCGGAAAGUAGAUCCGCUGGGUUUGCGUACCAUUGGAGUCAUCACGAAGAUGGAUUUGGUGCCUGCGGAACAGGGUGCUGGCAUCCUGUCGGGAAACAAAUACCCCCUUCAUCUGGGCUAUGUCGGUGUCGUUGCCAAGGGUGCUGGCAAGAAGUCGAAUAGUAAAGACGACAAAGCCCUUGUCGCGCAACGUGGAGAGAGCGACUACUUUGGUGCCCACCGGGACGUCUUUGGUGCUCAACCAUCACUAAUGACGGGAACUGACACCCUGCGUCGUCGUCUCAUGGAGGUCCUCGAAUCCUCAAUGGCGUCGUCAUUACACGGCAUCACGAACGCUGUACAACUAGAGCUGGAGGAGGCGACGUACCAGUUCAAAGUGCAAUACAACGACCGUCGAAUCUCCGCCGAGUCGUACGUCGCAGAGACGAUGGACAUGCUCAAGCUACGGUUCAAAGAGUCAACGCAGCAGUUCCGCCGGCCGAUCAUCCGCGAGAAGCUCAAAGGCAUGCUCGAGGACAAGGUAAUGGACAUCCUCGAGCAGCUCUACUGGCUCGACAAGCGCUCGCCGGAGCUCGGCACACUCGCGCAGGACCCGAAGGUCAAGCCGGAGGACGUCGAGCCGUACUGGCGGCACAAGCUUGAGGCCGCCUCGUCGCUGCUCACCAAGUCGGGCGUCGGGAGGGACUCGACACUGCUCGUGGCGGACGGCCUGCGCAACCUGAUCGACUCAAUCGCUGCGAACGAGCCGUUCACGUUCCACCCGCGCGCCGCCGAGCGCCUAACGCAGUUCUCGCACAUGAUUCUGCGAGACCGCGUCGGGGUGACGUCGGACCAGGUGGAGAACUGCAUCAAGCCGUUCAAGUAUGAGGUCGAGGUCGAGCCGCGUGAGUGGGAGGUCGGACGUGAACGUGCGGCGGCGAUGUUCGAGCAUGAGGUGGAGAUGUGCGAGCAGAAGCUGAGAGAGAUCAAGAAGAAGGUUGGUGGAGGGAGGAGGUUGAAUGCUCUGAUGGGCUAUGUGAAGACCUUGGAGGAGAAGCAGCGAGAGAAGGCGCUCAAGAGGGCAGAAAUUGGCCCCGACGGCGAACAGGAACCGGAGGAGACACCAGAAUCAUAUCGGUACCCCCCAGCCCAAAUCAUGGAUGCUCGAUAUGCGUCAAUGUACACCGACCGACUAAGCAUCCUCAAGCUGCGCAUUAUGGCACUCAAGUCCAAAAGAUGUCGCGCUGGCCCACAAAGCGAGGUGUUCUGUCCCGAAGCCUUCCUCAACGUCGUCGCCGACAAACUAGCAUACACUUCCGCCAUGUUCAUCAACAUCGAGCUGCUCGACCAAUUCUUCUACCAGUUCCCUCGUGAAAUCGACUCCCGCCUGCUAUACGAUCUCGACCGGAAAGAGAUCGUCGAAUUUGCGCGUGAAAAUCCUGUCGUCCGGCGGCAUCUUGACCUACAAGAAAGGAAAGACAAACUAGAGGAAGUUAUGAAGCAGCUGAACAGCCUAUCAACGCUGCGUGCAGAUCCUCAACCUGCUCCUCGUCGACAUCGCGGGCUCUUCGGUAGUGUCUUCUGA
Messenger RNA from Cyclocybe aegerita, 2799 nucleotides. The record is from the annotation of a GenBank genome assembly. NCBI's taxonomy places the organism in Eukaryota, Fungi, Basidiomycota, Agaricomycetes, Agaricales, Hemipholiotaceae.